AUGUCAUCGAUUGCUGUGUGCACAACGAUCUUCGUGGCAGGGGAGCGCGGUGACCCCAAGACCUUCAGCUUUUUCUCACAGCAGCUUGGCGUGCCUCUCAUUGACCACUGGUGGCAAACGGAAACGGGAUGGCCCAUCACUGCGCCGUUCGCCAGUGAAAUAAAUGACGACGAGCAUCGCGACUACAGCGACAGCAAUGCGAAACAAGAUGCUGAGCUUGUGGUUAAACUGCCUCUUCCUCCAGGUGCUUUGAUUGCCUUGCACAACAACCCAGACGAUUUCGACGCCAAGUAUUUCAAGCGAUUCCCCGGCUACUACCACACUGGAGAUACUGGGCGCAUUGAUGAAGAAGGUUUUGUCUACGUCAUGCCACGAACGGAUGACGUCAUAAACGUUGCAGGACAUCGUAUCACUACGGGAUCGAUUGAGAAAGUCAUCAUCGAGAUCCCGGAAGUUGUCGAGUGUGCCGUGUUUGGCGUCGUCGAUACGCUCAAGGGACACGUCCCGCUCGCUCUUUUGGUAAUUGAUGAGAGGACCGAUCGAUCCAACGAAGAGAUCAUUCAGCAGGUAAUAAGCGACGUGCGUGAGCAGAUGGGCAGCUUCGUGUGCCUGAAAAGUGUCGGCCUAGUCGACGCGCUUCCAAAAACAAGGUCUGGUAAGGUCAUGCGCGCUACUAUGCAAGCUAUUGCUGACUCGACUCCGUUUCGCGUACCGGCUACCAUCGACCAUUUUGCGGCACUGGACGGUAUUUGCUCGGUACUCGAAAAGCUAGGCUACGCUUCGUCGAAUUCUGUCAUUACAGGCAAGUAG
Molecule: messenger RNA, 810 nt
Organism: Hyaloperonospora brassicae
Lineage: Eukaryota; Oomycota; Peronosporomycetes; Peronosporales; Peronosporaceae
Source: the annotation of a GenBank genome assembly